CCAAGACCGGGGAGGAGUUACAUCACAUUGACGCAUUGACGUACAGUGCGUAAGGAACGAGGAAAUAAAAGUAAACAACGCACAGGAAGACGAAAAUGUUAUGCAGCGUUAGUCAUCCGUUUUGGUUCCGACUUUGUGUUUUUUCUGGUGCUUUAUUAAUAAUGCAUUAAGGAUUUUCUAUCCCGAUAAGGACAGGGACGCAGUUAGAGACAGGCUGAAAACUGAUUUAGCUAUGUUAGCCAUCAGAUCGUCAGAGGAGGAGUCCACUGAGAUUGAGGAGAUGGACACCUCAGAGCCCAACUGGUGCUGGUUCUACUUGGCUGAGUGUGGAGUGUGGCAUAUGUUUGAGAUCGAUCCCAGCGCAGCCUGCUCUGUGACCAGUGCUCAGAUUGAGCAGUGCUACAACAGAAACCAGCGUGGUGUGAUGGAAUUCUACACAGCCAAGUACACGUACAGACUUGACUUUUCAGUUAUGCGCCAGAUCAAUGUCACAACAGGGAAGCAGCGGCCAAUCAAACGCUCUCUCCACUCUGCGACUGGCUUCAGGUUUAUUUGUGAUAAUCUUGCCUUGCCUGUUCCCUGUCACUGGGAGAGAAUCAAUACAGAUGAACCCUAUCAGCUUAUCCAGCUUGGCAGAGACACAUAUGAGUUUAAAGAAGUAGGCAGACUGUAUGAAAGGACAAUGGACCAUCCAAUCAAAUCCAUCCAGAGGAUUCAGAACCUGGACUUAUGGGAGUUCUUCUGCAGGAAGAAAACACAGUUGCGAAAAGUCAAGCGCACUUUGGAUAUUGAGGAGAGAAUGCUGUUUCAUGGCACAGGACACAGCAACAUACAAGCUAUAUGUACAUUUAACUUUGACUGGCGGCUGACAGGAAGCCAUGGCGAUGUCUAUGGCAAAGGGAGCUACUUUGCCCGAGAUGCUAAAUACUCCAGUAAAUUCUGUCACACCACAGGGAAGCACAACACCACCCUGCAGAGACACGGACUUGCCCCACCAAUAUUUGCUAGCGAGCCGCCCUAUAAGACCAUGUUCCUGGCCAGAGUGCUUGUUGGAGAAUACACAGUUGGUCAUCCUAUGUACUGCAGACCACCCUCCAAGGAUGCCAGCUUCACCAACUUUUACGACAGUUGUGUUGAUGAUAUGGCCAAUCCAAAGAUUUAUGUGAUUUUUGACAGCAAUCAGAUUUACCCUGAGUAUCUCAUUGAAUUUUACUGACAUGAUUCAGUUUUACUUUGCCUAAGAAGGGGGACAUUUGCUUUUUUCUUUGAGUCAGAUCCAGUGCCUAACUGGAGCAUGAGUUAUAUAAAGUGCCUUUAGGAAAAUUGGAAAAUAAAGCAGACAGUAAAGA
Toxotes jaculatrix (banded archerfish) is the source of this 1349-nucleotide messenger RNA. RefSeq names its product protein mono-ADP-ribosyltransferase PARP11-like. The transcript is spliced from 8 exons. The coding region runs from base 233 to 1216 and encodes 327 amino acids. Lineage: Eukaryota; Metazoa; Chordata; Actinopteri; Toxotidae. The record is from RefSeq and is a predicted model, not a curated record. Gene Ontology annotation, molecular function: NAD+ poly-ADP-ribosyltransferase activity.